CAUCCUAAUCUGUAACCAAAAUUUUCAAAAAAAAAAUAUCUGUAACCAAAGAUUUUUAGUGAACAUUCAUUGAGCUUAGCUUGAGAGAAGACUCAUUUCUUUGUUUUGGGGCCCUUCAUAUUUAAACAAUGGCUUCUCUUACUUCUUCAAUCAGCCUACACUCAUCUUCACCACUAGGAUUUGCUUCUAAACAUGGCCACUGUUCUUGCAGCUGGCUCACAGUGAGAUCAGUAAGAUCAACAAGGAAAAGAUUGUCAUCGCAGACCGUCCCACGAGGUCUGAGAGUUCGUUGUGCAGCAACAAAACAAGCCAAAUCACCAGCCGAGGAGGAAUGGAAGAUUAAGAGGGCACUUCUGCUGCAGAAAAAGGUAAGAAGUGUGGAUGCAAAAGAAGCUCUGCGGCUUCAAAAGGAAAACAACUUUGUCAUUCUUGACGUACGGCCUGUGAAAGAGUUUGAAGAGGCUCAUCCGCCAAACGCCGUCAAUGUGCAAAUUUAUAGGCUCAUAAAGGAGUGGACAGCGUGGGACAUUGCCAGGCGAGCUGCAUUUGCAUUUUUCGGCAUUUUUGCAGGAACAGAAGAGAACCCUGAGUUCAUCCAAACUGUGGAAUCCAAGUUGGAUAAGAAUGCAAAGAUAAUAGUGGCUUGUGCAGCUGGGGGUACAAUGAGACCAACCCAAAAUUUGCCAGAAGGACAACAGUCAAGAUCACUGAUUGCGGCCUACUUGCUUGUCCUCAAUGGUUAUACCAAUGUGUUCCACUUAGAAGGCGGACUUUACUCGUGGUUCAAAGAGGGACUGCCAGUAGAAUCAGCAGAAGAAGAGUGAAGAUAGGGGGGCAACCGGUAGAAUCAGAAGAAGAAUUGAUCGUGUUUUGUCCCUAAACGAGU
Molecule: messenger RNA, 886 nt
Organism: Argentina anserina (silverweed cinquefoil)
Lineage: Eukaryota; Viridiplantae; Streptophyta; Magnoliopsida; Rosales; Rosaceae
Product: rhodanese-like domain-containing protein 14, chloroplastic
Exons: 6
Coding region: 129-824 (231 amino acids)
Cellular component (GO): chloroplast
Source: RefSeq, a predicted model, not a curated record